This is a messenger RNA of Nerophis ophidion (straightnose pipefish), 2567 nucleotides long. RefSeq names its product glutathione S-transferase, C-terminal domain containing (gene gstcd). The transcript is spliced from 13 exons. The record is from RefSeq and is a predicted model, not a curated record. Bases 502 to 2409 code for a protein of 635 amino acids. NCBI's taxonomy places the organism in Eukaryota, Metazoa, Chordata, Actinopteri, Syngnathiformes, Syngnathidae.
CUUUCUGUGCCAUAAUCUAAACAUUACGGGCAGCGCUUGUAUUGAUAGUGACUACACAGUAGCGGCUGGAUAUUGGUAAGGACGUGUCCCUAGCGUCCCUACCCAAUUCUACGCCCUUGUAUAUAGCGCUUUCAUGGCAGGUAUAAGUAAGUUUCACACACGGUGGCAGGAAGCGCUGUGGCGCCAGCAGCGCUUGGUUUCAGCUUUUGAACAGACGACAAAGAAGAAGCAACCCAGGAAGUUUGCAUAAACAACGUGGGUUUGAGCUGCACAUCAUUGGACACGCCAUCCAUCCAUUCAUUUUAUACCGUUUGUCCCUUUUUGGGGUCGCGCGGGGUGCUGGAGCCUAUCUCAGCUGCAUUCGGGCGGAAGGUGGUGUACACCCUGGACAAGUCGCCACUUCAUCGCUAACAUUACCAAAUACUGCUGUACCUACAUUAUUUACUCAGAUGUGAUAUUUAGCAAAUAGUUUUUGUCCCGAAGCGUGUUCGCAUAGUUCCAAUGAAGGACGAAAAGCAGCAGCGUUCCUCUCUCUUCUUGGAGGUGUGCUGCCAGGAUGAAGAACCUCGUCUCCCUCUGCACUCCUCCAUCGUCUUCUUCCUGCUGUCUUACUGUGACUGCAACUCCUUCAAAGUCCACCUGGUGUCCAGCAAGCCUGGCAACUUAGAGAUCCUUAAAGGUCAGAUACCAGAGCGCGUGGACAUGCUGGACAUUAAGUCAGAGGGUCUUCCGUGGCUGUUGAGGGGCUGCCGUCUCCCUGCAGUGUUGGACGAGACCGGGCGACUGUGCAGGGCUGGGCUGGCUGUGGUCUUGAGGCACAUCAUCAACAAGACCAUUGAGGCUGAUCCCUCCAGGAAGGACGUGCUGGCAUUGCUGGGCUUCAAGAAGACUUGUCUCAAGGCUUGUGCUGAGGUGAGCAAAUGGACCAGGCUGUGUGAAAUUGGGAUCCCGUCAGCUGUCGAAGACCACCUCCGUAACCCUCCUAUCCAAACCCAGCCACCCCCCGUCUCCAUCCUCACUCUGGAGCGAAGGCUGGCCGAACCCGUCAAGGUCCACAACGAUGACAAAAUACGCCGGCAAAAGCUCCAGGAGCAGAGACAAAACGAAAAGAAUGACAACAACCCAGCUGACGGGGGACGCACGGAUUGUGACCCCCAGUCCAGCACGCCGCCUAAUGGACUUGAGCUCAGGGCUGCUCUGGCUAAGCUGUCUGUCGCUGCAGGUCCUUCUGUGGCCAGCAGAGAGUGCUCUGAGAUCAGGAAAGUGAGGACCAAAGACCUGCCUGAGUUGGAGCAUGUCUUUGCUGAGGGGCUGUACUUCACACUGACUGAUGUGGUCCUGUUGCCAUGCAUACAUCAAUACCUGUCUUCCCUCCCGGCUCCUGCUGCCAGCACUCUGCACCACAUCCCCCACCUGCUGCGCUGGUACAGCCGCGUUCAGGAGGUACCCGGGCUACUGCGGGCUGCAAAAGCCUGCGGGAUAACGUUGGUCCGCCCUGAGGCUCUGGCAUCUUGCACAGCGGGGCCGCCACAGCCGGUCGAGGGCAACCCACCAAGUCAACUAGAGCAUGAAGAGGAGACGACCACACAGCUCCCUUUUGUUGGCGGUCCCCGGCCCACCAUGACCAAACUCAAAGAAAGUGGCAUAGUGGCUGUCUUCGCUCCUCAUCCUUGUCCUGAGUGGACGCUCCCGUGGGACAGCUUGCCAGAGGCCAUCAACCCUGCUGAAGGGAAGAUGUCAAAUAUCCGCACAGUCAAGAAGAAGCAACAGCUGAAUAACUUGGUUGCCAUGGUGACACAUCUAGCCAAGCCAGGAGACACGAUUGUGGAUUUCUGCAGUGGAACGGGACAUGUGGGUAUUGUCCUGGCCCACACUCUCCCACAUUGUCAGGUCCUACUCAUUGAAAACAAGGAAGAAUCUCUGAUCAGGGCGCAGGGUCGCAGCACUGAACUUGGGCUAGAAAACAUUGGAUUCAUUCAGGCCAACUUGGACUACUUCACUGGACCUUUUCACAUUGGAGUCGCGCUCCACGCCUGCGGCGUGGCGACAGACAUGGUGAUGGAGCACUGCAUCCAGGCAGGCGCCGCCUUCGUCAUCAGCCCUUGUUGCUAUGGCUUCAUCCAAAACGCAGUCAAGUUCAGCUUCCCAAGGAGCAAAAUGUUCCAAGAGACUCUGAUUCAUAAGGAACACAUGAUCCUGUGCCGCUUCGCCGACCAAACGGCUGGCCAGCUUCCUCCAGAGAGGCGCCACAUAGGGAAGCAGUGCAUGGGCCUGGUGGACUUGGACCGCUCAUGGGCUGCGCAGUCGCACGGUUACCAGGUGCAGGUGAUGACCAUGGAGCCGGACACGUGCUCGCCCAAGAACAACAUGUUGAUAGGAAAGCCCCACGUGCAAGAAGGCGCUCACUAAUUGGACGAACCUGAGCUUACUGUAGGACACGCCUAAUCUCUGGGCAUCACCUUCCCACGUCCUCACCUUCUACCUGGGUGGUCCACGCCCAUCUCCGUUUGAGCCUGUUCCUCGUGCCCGCGCCCGUUGACGUCACGGUUUAAAGGCACGGGCGCGCU